Molecule: messenger RNA, 1077 nt
Organism: Aspergillus udagawae
Lineage: Eukaryota; Fungi; Ascomycota; Eurotiomycetes; Eurotiales; Aspergillaceae
Product: MBL fold metallo-hydrolase
Exons: 4
Coding region: 1-1077 (358 amino acids)
Source: RefSeq, a predicted model, not a curated record
AUGUCUGAACCACUACUGAAUCUCAAUAUCCCAGCUUCUCAACACACCGUUGACGUUUGUGUGAUUGAUAGUACAGCUGAUAUCAGGGUCCCAUUGGAAUUUUUUGUCAAAGACCCAUUGCCAGGCCAUGACAUACUGAAAUGUCCUUCCUAUGUCUUUCUCAUUGAGAGUCCUCUGGGCAGAAGAGUUCUCUUUGAUCUAGGUCUCCGGGUGGACAAAGAGUCUCUGCCUCCAGUCAUUCGCAAGGGCAUACCAGGUUUGAUUAUGGAUGCAGAGAAGGACAUUGCUACUAUUCUUCAGGAAGUUGGCCGUUAUGCACUCGAUGACAUUGAUAGCAUUAUUUGGAGCCACGGGCAUACUGAUCAUAUCGGCGAUCCGUCUACUUUUCCGCCUUCAACAGAACUCGUUGUCGGUUCUGGGUUCAAGGAUGCUAUUCUUCCAGGCUAUCCCGCUGAUCCUAAUGGUGUGAUACUCGAGAGUGACUAUGCCGGACGGCAAUUGCGGGAAAUUAGUUUCGAAAGUGGACUGGAAAUUGGCCAUUUUCGCGCCGUGGAUUUCUUUGGUGACGGGAGUUUUUACUUACUUGAAGCGCCAGGGCAUGCUGUUGGGCACAUGUGUGCGUUGGCACGCACCACCCCUACGACUUUUAUCUUCAUGGGAGCUGACGGGUGCCAUCAUUGUGGGUGUUUGAGGCCCAACAAACACGUACCCCUACCGACAGAGAUCUCCCCAUCACCAUUUUCUACGCCACCAUACUUACCAGGUACAAUCUGUCCUGGGCCCCUCCUUGAGUCAAUUCACCCGAAUCACAGCCAGACAAUGCCCUACUACAGCCAACUGUCAGCUGCCCCAGGCCGUGAUGUCGCUGAGGCCGAAGCUACCAUCUCGAAGAUGGCUUCCUUUGACGCGAGCGAGGAUGUGUUCGUUAUCAUUGCGCAUGAUAAGAGUCUUUCGGAGAUUAUCGAUUUUUUCCCCAACAAAGCGAACGACUGGAAAGAGAAGGGCUGGAAGAUAGCUAGUCGAUGGAGAUUUUUGGCAGACUUCCAGGAUGCUACUUCUAAGAGUAGUGUUGCUUGA